ACAACUCGACGAGCGCAGCGCGAGUCAGUCAUGGCGUCCGACAGAAUCUGCUGAAGAACAAACUGCUCGCAAAACUUUCGCCAAAAGCAUGUAACGAGCUCUCGACGAGCGCUUUAACCGCCUGGAACUGACAGAAGUAGCGAAAAAGUCGACUUUACGAGCGAGUCAUGAUCGUUGAGUGUCGAGUGUGAGUUUAAAGCUAACAGAGCGCAGCUAGCACCAGAGUUUGGCGUCGCGAGCACUUUCACCGACAGUGGAAACAGUGUAAAGAUUGUAAUAUAGAGGCUUUUAACACGGAGUGGUGAGAGGAGAGGCUCUUUAAGCGUCUUUCCGAGAGUUUGUUCGCUGUGUUUGUGAGAGCGAGUGGAGAUGGCUCAGUCGCCGGUUGCUGUUCAAGUUCCUGGAAUGCAGAACAGUCGAGCAGACCCUGAGGAGCUGUUCACUAAACUUGAGCGCAUUGGAAAGGGCUCGUUCGGAGAGGUCUUCAAAGGUAUUGACCGCCGCACUCAGAAUGUCGUGGCCAUCAAGACCAUUGACCUAGAGGAAGCAGAGGAUGAAAUCGAAGACAUACAGCAGGAGAUCACGGUGCUCAGCCAGUGUGACAGUCCUCAUGUCACCAAAUACUAUGGCUCAUACCUAAAGGGCAGCAAACUAUGGAUCAUAAUGGAAUAUCUGGGUGGAGGUUCAGCUCUGGACCUGCUGAGAGCCGGACCCUUUGACGAAUACCAGAUCUCUACUAUGCUGAAGGAGAUUCUGAAAGGUUUGGACUACCUGCACUCGGAGAAGAAAAUCCACAGGGACAUAAAAGCUGCCAAUGUGCUGUUGUCUGAGUGUGGGGAGGUGAAACUGGCAGACUUUGGUGUGGCAGGACAGCUGACGGACACACAGAUCAAAAGGGAGACGUUUGUGGGCACACCGUUCUGGAUGGCUCCGGAAGUCAUCCAACAGUCUGCCUAUGACUCAAAGGCUGAUAUUUGGUCUCUGGGGAUCACUGCCAUUGAGCUGGCAAAGGGCGAGCCCCCCAACUCAGACAUGCACCCCAUGAGGGUUCUCUUCCACAUCCCAAAGAACACGCCACCCACCCUCAAUGGAGACUUCUCCAAGAUCUUCAAAGAGUUUGUGGACUCCUGUCUUAACAAAGACCCUGCGUUUAGGCCAACGGCAAAGGAACUCUUGAAGCACAAGUUCAUUGUUAAAUAUGCCAAGAAGACGUCCUACCUCACUGAGCUCAUCGACAGGCUAAAGCGCUGGAAGGCUGAGGGCCACAGCGAUGGAGAAUCCAGCUCUGACUCUGACUCGGAGCCCAGCGGUAGGGACAAUGACUCGUCUCCUGAAUGGUCCUUCACCACCGUUCGCAAGAAGAAGCCAGACAAGAAGCAGUCCAAUGGAAUGGAUGAAGAAGUGCAGAAGAAGUCUGUCAGCUUAACCACAGUCAUGAUUCCUGUUUUCUCCGAGAUGAACGUGGUACCUUCAUGCAUUUGGAAAUUGCUCCCAAGGAUGAAUCAGACUUGUGGAGGUCCACAAUUGUUUUGGCUAAUUUCUUUAGAUUUUCCCAUGAUGUCAAGCAAAGAGGCACUGAGUUUGAAGCUGAAAUCACAGCACAGAGAUGAAGAGAUGUCGAGAGGAGUGAUCGAGGAGCUGGAGAAGAGCCUGUACAUGGCUGAGGACCUCUGCCCUGGUGUCACAGACAGGAUGAUCAGCCACAUCCUGGAGAGGGUGCAGAGGUUCUCUGUGAGUUAGUGCAGAACUGCGAUGGGUCAGUCCGAGCACAACACCCUGAAGGACACGAGCGAGGGUCAGGUCUCCUGAUCACUGCACCUUAACACACUCACUUUGUUUCUUCCACACUCAAACACACUCUCACAUGUACAACAAAUGGAGAAAUGUCAAGUUGCACACACUAUCUCAUAACCAAAAGGAAUUUUAGUGUUUCUCCCAAAGAAUGAAUAUAUAUAUAUAUAUAUAUAUAUAUAUAUAUAUAUAUAUAUAUAUAUAUAUAGUGUGUUCAGUUGUAUUUAUAUCAUUUUGCCAUGUGCUUUUAUAUUAGUCUUCAGCUGGUGCCCAAGGAUGCGUGCGUUACUGUUAUUUUACUCCAUAUUUUACUUUGAAAAGCACAAAAUGUCCCUACUGGUUAAAUAGUCUUUUUUUUUUGUUCUUUUUUUUUUUUUGCUUCAUUUAACUAUACAUUUGAUAUCCCAAUCCAUUAACUUUUUUGUUUUAAAAUUUAAACUAUGAUCAAUAAUAUUUAUGUGUGGGAGAUUAACAGUGUCUGUAUGUUUGUAUUGGUUUGGGAUUUCUCUUAUUGCGCUUUACACACUGUUACCUGUAGCAUUACAGAACUGCUGUAUGGAAAAAAAAAAAAUGCAUAUCAUAUCAGUCAAACAAAAAGAAAUACCUCAGAUUAAGCAAUCAUUUUAAAGCAGAACAGCUUGUGGCUCAGUGAAAAUCCAGUUUCAUUUAAACUGCUGGGAAAAUGGGAGAGGAAUUUUGCUGUGCAAAAGCUACCUCCACCUCUGAUCCAUAACAUUAGGAAUAUUUCAGUUUGUUUUUUUUUUUUUUUUUUUUUUUUUUGAGUAGGUAAUUCGUUUUGAAAGUUCUUGACCUUUUAUAAGAAGGAUACUAUGAAAGCCUGUUUUUGUCACAUGAAAAUAUUUUUGCUUUUAUAAGUUAUAAUUAUGAGAUACUAAAUCAUAUUCGUGAGAUAAAGUCAUAAUUGUUAGAUUAUCCUAAUUUUGAGAUACUUUUAUCUCAUUAUAACCUACUAUCUCGUAAUGUGUGUCAUAUUUGACUUAGUAUCUCAUAAGUAUGCCUUAUCUCAUAAUUAUGACUUUCAGUUUCAUAAUUUUGAUGAGUUUUUAUCUCAUAGUUAUGAUUUAGUAUCUCAUAAUUAUGACAGUUAUGGAAAUUAUAUCAUUAUGAGAUACUUAAUCAUUAUGAGAGUCAGAAUUGAGAUUGUCAGUUAUGAGAGAAUUUUGAGUAAGAAUUUUAUUGUUUUGACUUUAUAUCAAUGAAUUAGUUUUGUAAUCAUGACUUUCAAGUCAAUAUUAUGAGAUAGAAAAUCAAUUAUAUCUCAUAAUUUUGACUUUUUUUAAUCUCACAAUUAUGACAUAGUAUCUCAAAAUUAUGAUUUUCCAAAUCAUGAUUUUUUUUUUUUUUCUCUCCAAUGGGCAGAAAUGGGCUUCCAAAAGAUACAGGACUGUCAGGAUAAGAUGCUGUCUAGCAUUGGUCGUAAAAUAUAUUGCCCUUCAUUUCUCAGUGAUGCCCACUUUGACAGUGUCUUGUUUUGGAGCUAAUAUUUUUAUAUUUAAAAGUAGAGUCACUGUAUUCUUGAAGGAAAUAUGCACUUGCACACACUUUGUAUUGGGGGGGGGGCGGGGGGGUCUAAUUUGUGUUUUCAAAGCUCUCUUUCUGUGCAGACAUUCCACUUACUUUGAGUAGAUCUCAAAGAAACAUGCUUCUCUAGCCACUGGGGAAAUUUUUACAUGCAAACAAAUGCAGUUAAGCUACCCUAAAUUACCCCAAAAUGACAGCGAGUGCUUCAAGCUCACAUUAAGGGGCAAUAUAGAAACUUGGCUUUCAAGCGCUAUAAAACUGUUUUCUUUGGACAGGUUCUUUGUUUUAUGUUUUAUAUAGUUUUCUAUGAUGAGGGAUAUACUUUAUAUUUUUUUUUUUUUUUUUUUGGCCAAGCUUUUAACGGGUGCCAUCACUGGUAUGGUGGUGAUGUCAUAUGUGCUCCAGUUGGCUGUAAGAGACUAUGCCAACAGUACAUCCCAUUGUGCCUAAAGUUCACUUCUUAAUGUAAAUGUGAUGUCUCCUCAAAUAGCUUUAAAACGAACACAUGUUGCCAGCCUGCUGGAAGAUUUUAGAGCAAUAAAGGUGUUUAGUACAUUUUUAUAUUUCUUUAUAGAAAUGUAGAUGCAGAAACUAGGUUUUGUAAAUUUCUUCUUCAGAGCUUUUGUAAAUUAAGAUUGCCACACAAAUCUUUCAAUGUUGUAUCAUAUAUGCUGUCCUUUUUUUUUUCUUAUUUGACUUCAACUGUUACAAAUUAGUUUUUGUUUGGUGUGGCAAAUAAAGAUGUAAAUUAUGA
Myxocyprinus asiaticus (Chinese sucker) is the source of this 4087-nucleotide messenger RNA. RefSeq names its product serine/threonine-protein kinase 26-like. Bases 370 to 1740 code for a protein of 456 amino acids. Gene Ontology annotation, molecular function: protein kinase activity; ATP binding. The record is from RefSeq and is a predicted model, not a curated record. Lineage: Eukaryota; Metazoa; Chordata; Actinopteri; Cypriniformes; Catostomidae. The transcript has 12 exons. Gene Ontology annotation, biological process: protein phosphorylation.